ACUCACACUCACACACCCCACUCCACCUCAUAUACCCACACACAUAUACAUCCUACCACACAUACAACCUAACACACUCUCACACAUAUACACCCUCACAUUCGCACACACACUCACACACAUAGACCCUCACACACCCUUACAUAUAUACACCCUCACACACCCGUAAAUACGCACACACCCUCACACAUUCUAUCACACAUACACCCUCACAAAACUCUCUCACAUACACACAUACACCCUCACACACCCUGCCACACAUACACCUUCAUACACCCUCAGACACAUGUAUAAAUAUAUGCAGAUAUACAAGCUGGCUGUUGUCAGUUAGUUUUAUUUUACUGUGUAUUUGAUAGAAAAAACUAACAAGUAAAGUUAGUAUAUGUACAUAUGUAUUCAUUUUGUCUGUUGCAGACAAGGAUUUAAGGCUCUCCAGAUCAGAGUCAUGUUUCGGAUAUUCACUGUACUAUGCAUGGCACGACUAUGUUCGGCAGCUACGGCCAUCAUAAACGGGACUGAGGUGGACUGCUCCGAGAACUGUGCUUGUUGUAUCGGAGGAAAGACUAGAUGUAGUUAUGUUGCCUCAUAUGGAGAUAAUUAUUGCAGUGAUGGCUGCGUUGACACAAUCACCGCAUUCAGGUGCAAACAAUAUUGCCGCGGUAACUGCUAUGCAUGCAACCAUCAUAAUGGAAACAUCUGCAAAUCAUGCAAGGAUACAUUUUAUGAUUUUCAAAAUGACUGCAAUAAAAAAUGUUCAGUCGGGUGUGUAGAUGGAAAAUGUGAUAAUGACGGAACUUGUAGUACAUGUACAGCGAAUUUUGAAGGAGAAAAAUGUGACAUUUGUUUACAAGGGAAAUAUGGCACAGAUUGCUCUUUGAACUGCCAUUAUCGGUACUGCCAUUGUACAAACUUGACUGGAUGUGAUUCAUGUAAAACUAACUUUGAUGGUUCCUUUUGCAUGGAAUGUAAAGAUGGUUAUUACGGGGCAGACUGCAAAAUGACAUGUCCCAGCGGAUGUAGCGGUCGUAAAUGUAUGGGGAAUGGAACAUGUUAUCAAUGCGUUUCCGGAUACUAUGGAGAAGAUUGCAACACGAAGUGUUCUAGCGGAUGUAGCGACGGAAGUUGUAUGAGAAAUGGAACAUGUACUCAAUGCGAACAUGGUUAUUAUGGGGAACAAUGCAAAAACACUUGUUCUACGGGUUGUAGCCGUGGAGACUGUUAUAGAAAUGGGACAUGCACAUGUACGAAUAAUUUUACGGGUACACAUUGUGACGAAUGUGUUGUAGGAAAAUAUGGAGAAAAUUGUCAACAAGCAUGUGGUGUAGGUUGUUUAACUUCAUAUUGUGGCAAAGAAGACGGAUCAUGCAGUUGUCAUGAGAACUUUGAUGGAAGGAAAUGCAAUUUAUGCAAAAACGGACUGUAUGGAUUGACCUGUGAUUUGCAUUGUUCAAAUCAGUGUGUUGGAGGUACAUGUUCAAAAUUUGAUGGCGCAUGCACAGACGGUUGUACGUAUGGAUAUUCUGGCAUUUAUUGCACAACCAAUUGUGAUUCGGAUUGUGAGUCGUGUCAACAGAAUGAUAAAUCAUAUUGUACAUCAUGCUUUGAUGGGUAUUCUGGAUCAACAUGCAAGUGUCCACCUAAUUGUGAGUGUAAUGGGGGCGAUAAAUGUAACAAUUGUUUAAGUCAGUGGAGGAAUCCUUCAUAUCAGUGUAAAUGUCACACGAACUACUGUACAAGUAAUGUCUGUACGACAUGCCUGAACAGUACUGUAUUUCUUGACAGCAACUAUAGAACAUGUUGUGAGUGUCCUCCACAUUGUAUAGGCGGUUCCUGCACAACUGGAACCCAAUGUACAUAUGGAUGUGAAGAUGGAUUCUAUGGAAUUGAUUGUUCUCAGAAAUGUGCCGGGGAUAAGUGUUUAAAAUGUAGCCAACUUGAUGGACAGUGUUCUUUAUGUAAGACAGGAUUUUAUCCGAAUGAAAAUGGAAAUUGCACUUUUUGCAAUAGCAACUGUAAGAAUGGACACUGUACUCCUGAAACAGGCAAAUGUAUAAAUGGAUGUGCAGAAACCUUCUGGGGGGAAAAGUGUGACACCCAUUGUAAUCCAAACUGUGAAACAUGUCAGCAAGAUUCAGGAAUCUGUAAUUUAUGUACAAAUAUAACAUUCCAUGGACAUUACUGCAACGUAUUAUGCAGUUCCUCAUGCUACGAAAGCAAGUGUUAUCAAAGUAACGGUCAUUGUUCGAAUGGAUGCAAUGGAGAUUUCUUCGGCAAUCUGUGUCAAACCAAAUGCCCUGCAAAUUGUAAGCAAAAUGAAACAGACACGAGAUGUAAUGCUGAAGGUAUCUGCAAAUUUAGCUGUGUCGAUGGCUAUGUAGGUGACGAUUGCUCAGAAGCAGUAAAAGCCGCACCACCAGUAGCAGCUAUUGCUGGAGGAGUAAGUAGUGGCGUUGUAAUCAUCAUUGGCGUCGCUGUAGCAUUGUACUUCUUUCGGCGAAGCAAAAUCAAGCGAAAUGGCAAUAACAAACUCCAGGCUAACAUUACUGAGGAGGAAAACCAAGAAACAAACGAAGGUGCCCAUUUUAACGAAGGAGGUGUCAAUAAGGAAUUAAUAAAACAAUAUUCAUCUGGUUCCCGGCCAUCAGCAAAUCAGCCCUCUGCAAUAACGCAACACCCACAUAGACAUGUUGUGACUGCAUCUGAAAUUGAGAUUGACCUGGAAAUAGAUGAUGCUAACAAUGGACCAGUUGCCAAUUCUUCUAAGGAUGAUCAGACGUAUUAUAACGAACUUGGGUCUUCAACUAACAAAUCUAAAAUAUCCAUUGGUCAACUCGUUAAGUAUGUGGAUGGAAAAUCUCAUGAGGCGUUUAGUGCAGAAUUUGAGAAAUUUUCCGUUGGUCUUGUGAAGCCAUAUGUUGAAUCGCAGAAGAAGGAAAAUACUAGUAAGAAUCGGUACAAGGGGAUUUAUCCAUACGAUGACUCGAGGGUGAAGGUUAGAGACAGCGGCGGUACAGACUACAUAAACGCAAGCUUUGUUGAUGGGUAUAAAAAGCCAAAGGAGUAUAUUGCCACAUUAGGUCCAAUGUCCCAGCAAUUAGGAAACUUUAGUUUAUUUUGGAAAAUGAUUUGGCAACAGAGAGUUGAAAAGAUUGUCAUGGUAACCAACCUAAUUGAACAGGGGUCUCCUAAAUGCGAGCAAUAUUGGCCAAAUCCUGGGACAACUAGGAAGUAUGGCGAUAUAAAGGUGGAGAGCUGCUCGGAGGAUGAGUAUGCCGAGUUUACACGAAGGGCUUUCACAGCGACCAUGGGAUCCGAGGAAAGAACGUUGCACCAUUUGCACUUGACGUGUUGGCCUGACAAAGCAAUACCCGACGAUGUUACUGCGAUGAUAGAGUUCAGACAGCGUGUUCUGAGUACGCCAAGUACAUUGAAUGGACCAACGGUUGUGCAUUGCAGCGCUGGUGUCGGGAGAACAGGCACCUACAUUGCUCUGGACAUACUGACGAAAGAAGGGGAAGCCGAGAAAGCCAUUGACAUCCCCGGGUGCGUCCAUAAAAUGCGUCAGAAUAGGCCGAAUAUGGUUCAGACACUGGGGCAGUAUCAGUUUCUGCACACCGCCGUGGUGUAUUCACUUACUUUUGACUGCAAACAAAUCAAGGGAGAGAACUUCAACGAGUACAUGAACAAACACACGACACGAGUACUAAAUAAACAGUUUGAGCUACUUCAGCAUACGGUCGAGACACGAUCUAAAGAUGAAACAGAAGCAGUUGACCGAAAUAAACAGCACCUGAGUAAAAACAGAGCACGCGCCGAUAUCCCGGGUAAUGAAAACAGACCAAGACUUUACCUGAACCUAAAACCAGGAGCGUCAGACUACAUCAAUGCUGUUUAUAUUCAUAGCUUCAGAAUGAAGAAACGCUACCUGGUAGCACAAACUCCACUACCAGAUACGGUUAUCGACCUUUUGACACUAGCUGUGCAAGAGAGGUGUUCAUGUAUUGUCAGCUUCGAAGCUGACAUGGACAAACAAAAGCACGUGGUGCAGAAUAUUGGGAUAUACUACCCUGCGGCAAACCAAGAAGUUUUGAAUAAGGGAACAUUCCAAGUUAGCUGCUCCAGAGAGGAAAAUAAAAUAUUCUACGCAGAACGAACAUUGACAAUACAGCACAAAGGGACGAGCACUUAUCGAACCAUUUCACAUCUUCAAUUUACUGACUGGGAUGAAAUGGAGAACAUACCACGGUCAACUACAAACUUCCUGUCAUUUCUGAACGUGAUAGAUAAUGUCAUGAAGCAGCAGGACGACGGACCGAUAUUGGUCCAUUGUUUUGACGGUGCGGGCAAGAGCGGUCUGUUCUGUGUGGUUUCGUUGCUUCUCCACAAAAUGACGGUGGAACAUGAAGUCAGUGUACUUAAUGCUGUAAGGAAGGUCAAAACCACGCGGAGGCUGGCAAUUCCCAAUCAGGAACAAUUUGUGUUCUGCCAUGGAUGCGUUUCGGAGUAUCUUCGUGCGUUCGACGUCUACGCCAACUUUAGCGAUGACACUGGUCAACUUUAAAGUGCUGUCCUGUCGACUGUCGAGUGUAAAACUGGAGAUAUUUAAGAAUAUAGACAAUGUAAAUAGUACUAUGUAUGUGCGUUUGGUGCAGUGCCUUGUGCAUACACUUAUACAAAGUUAUGCAAUUGUUUGAAAGCUGACAGAUGUAAGCUUAUCUCUAUUUAAUCCAUUGUUGUAUUAAUGACAUUGAAGUUAUGUACAAAAAUAUGUCCCGUUAUCCGUUUUAUAAGUGUAUUGCUAAAAAAGGAAAACAUGCACUAACUUCCACUUUAGCGUUCUUAAUAAUAAACAUCAAAAUAAUUAGAUGUGAGUGAUGAAAUGUUUACUCAUUUACAGUGCAUGUAUGAAAAAUGUAACUAUUGCUAGUUUCUAUUAAACAUACACAUACUAGUAUGCAUGGUUGUAUUAUUUUUAUGAAUUGUAAAAUUGCCAUUCAUCCUUAAUCAUAGUACAUGUUACACGAUGUCAUUGUGGUCUUCAUGAGCAAAUAGAAAAAAUCCAUAACUCAAAGAACAAAUAUGUUAAUUUUAGAAACGUAAGUUAUUCAGAUUUUCAUUGAUAACACACUCACCCUUAAGUGAUAUACAUCAUAACACUGAAGAAAGCAAAGUUAAGUAUUUGAAUGCUCAAGCUUGAUCAUUUAUCAGACGAGUUGAUGAUUUUUUGCAAUUACUUUGUUUCUGAGUUCCUCAUACAAGGAAACAAACAAGAACUACAGUAGGCAAAUAGAAAAAGACGUUAACAUGUUUAAUGUUAGAUAUAAACAUUCAAGUUCAAUAUAAUAUGUCAUUUUUAAAAUACAUCCAUGGAACAUUUAAAACAAAUUUUUGACACCAAUUUUGUCGGCAGAAUUCAUAUUGUCAUUUAAAUAGCUGUUUUAUAUAUGAUUUCAUCCCCCCUUUGCAAAACAUCUUUAUAAAGGUUUGGCAUUAUAUUUUAUGGACAGCCAUAUAUUAAUCUUAUUUUGUUACAUUUCGUAAUGCUUUUAAUACGUGCAGAUUGCUCCCAUUACCAAUGCUUUAUAUGAUAAUCAAGAUUUGUAUGCAUUGGUAAUAUUUUAUACUGUUUUUUAUGUUUUUGACCCAUUUCUUUUGCACGUACAAAUACAUGUAUGUGCUAUAUGUAUAUUUUGUAUCAAUUUUAUACUUUUUGACUAGCAUGUACAUAGCUUUGGUACUUGAUUUCAUCCUAUAAUACUGUUAAGGGUUAUUAUUGAUACUAAUUAUUUUAAUAAAACGACUUCACACCGAUCUUCAAAACCGAAAGUUUGAGUAAAUUUGUGAUCCCUUUUUUCAAACGUUUUUUUCUUACUGAUUGUUAUUUGGACAUGAUAUGACGUUAGCAGUAACAUGAAGAGACAUUUGUGAAACUUUAAAAGAGAAACAUACUGUACUAUGAUACAUAAUGUAUUAAGCAAAAAAUGUUUAACAUUACAUAUGUGUGAACAGUUUGUGAGAUUUUCUUUGUGCAAUUUCAACAUUUACAUCGGUGUGAGGCUGGUCAGCAUUACCAUAAUUUAGAAAGCAAAAAGUGACUUUAGACCAAUAUUUUGAACAUUAUUAGGAGUCUACAAAUUAUACCUGCCUUUACCUUUUUUGUUGUUUUUCAUUGCACAGAAAGAGUUAUUGUGUUGGGAUUAUUUGUAGUGGCUAUCAAGUCUGGAUAUACCUAAAGGUGAUUAUGUUGACACUUCUCAUGUUUUGAAUACAUUGUGAACAUAUUCCGUAUACCAUGAUAUUUUAAGAUACUCAUUUACAAAUUGAUUGUAUAAAACGUCUUUUUGUUCUUUAUUGUAUAGCCAUUACAGUUCAGAACAACUUCUCCUUAACUGUUCUUCUCUUUUUUUUCUUUUUUUUAUUGUUUGUCCACGAUUUAUUGUUUCAGACAAUGUAUGAAUAUGUUAAUCAUUAUUAAUCAGAGAAGUUAUAUUUGCUUAUAUUCACUAUACUAUUAUUGUUCUUGUGUGUGUAAUGUUUGUUCAAUAUGAUAGGUAAUUGGAAGCUUAUAUUUAAUUUUCCUUUAUACGAAUAA
This is a messenger RNA of Mya arenaria, 6592 nucleotides long. RefSeq names its product receptor-type tyrosine-protein phosphatase kappa-like. The transcript is spliced from 21 exons. Gene Ontology annotation, biological process: protein dephosphorylation. The coding region runs from base 383 to 4561 and encodes 1392 amino acids. The record is from RefSeq and is a predicted model, not a curated record. Gene Ontology annotation, molecular function: protein tyrosine phosphatase activity. NCBI's taxonomy places the organism in Eukaryota, Metazoa, Mollusca, Bivalvia, Myida, Myidae.